Molecule: messenger RNA, 2368 nt
Organism: Acanthaster planci (crown-of-thorns starfish)
Lineage: Eukaryota; Metazoa; Echinodermata; Asteroidea; Valvatida; Acanthasteridae
Product: techylectin-5B-like
Source: RefSeq, a predicted model, not a curated record
AUCCGUUUAUAGAGUGAUACAGAACUCCCUGCAUUCCCACGUUCGUUUUUAGAAAUUGUCAGACACCAAACUUCACAACUAUUCUGCUUUGUGAGUCUCUGAACAAAUCUUCCAACAUGACGUCGGGCCCGCUGAUUGUCCUUCUUGCUUUCCUCGUGUUUGGGGAUUUCACCAUCGGUAGGGUCAGUGGUAACUCCAGUGCCACAUGUGUCGACUGCCAGAGAGUGAGGAACGUCACACUUCAGUUCGACCAAAUAAAGAAAUCAGUCGAUGAGUUUGCUGAAGACCUGCAAAACAUGGCCGCACCUAAGGACUGUGCUGGUGUGUUUGCAAACGGCAUGACUACCAGUGGUGUGUAUAAGAUUCAACCUGAGGUUGGUGACGGACCGAUCGAUGUGUACUGCGAUAUGGAGACAGAUGGUGGCGGAUGGACGGUGCUCCAGCGGCGUCAAGACGGCUCAGUUGACUUUGACCGCGACUGGGAGAGCUACCGCCAGGGGUUCGGUGAUCUGAACGGUGAGUUCUGGCUUGGCAACGACAACCUGCAUCGACUCACCACUCAAGGCACGUACCGACUGCGCGUCGAUCUCGAGGACUUCGAAGGCAACACUGCAUAUGCCGAGUAUGAUACGUUUCGUGUUGCCGAUGGGAGUGCCAACUACCGGUUGACGGUUGACGACUACUCGGGAACGGCUGGUAAUUCCCUGGCUAGACAUGACAACCGGGCUUUUUCUACCAAAGACCGUGACAACGACUUACGUGGAUCUGUCAACUGUGCCGAAACGUCCAAGGGCGCUUGGUGGUAUAAGAGAUGCCACCACUCCAACCUGAAUGGCAUGUACUUCGGUCAGGGGUCCACAGAGAUCGGCAAAGGAGUAGUUUGGUUCAAAUGGAGAGGGCACGCCUAUUCACUGAAACGUACUGAGAUGAAAAUUAAGAUCUUCGUAACAAAUCCUUUUAAAUUGAUUUUCUUCUGAAUUGUUUGGUCUUCGUCAGAUUGCUAAUGCUCAUAAGAGGAAUGCAUGUUACAUUUCUUCUCUCGCGUCACUAGAAACGCACUCUCACGUCACUCUAAAUUCUAUAUAUUGACGUGUACACGCAGCCAGGGCAGCGUCACGUGAUGAAUAACAGUUUUUACGAUUACCCGGAAAAAUCUCUAUUAAAAAGGAUUGCCCCCCAAAAAGUGAUAUAUGCUAAAGGCCGCCGCUUCAUACUAAUUAACGCGAAUGCGAUAGCGACGCGAGUUUGUAGUCACUACACAGUUACAGCGAUAUCGCUCGGGUUGAAAUGUGUUCCACUUACUACGAAUUUGCAAUGCGAAUGCUUGAUCAGGCGUGACAAAUUCGCCUUCGAUUCUGUUUUUACAUGAAGUAUGAAGUGGCCGUUACCGUUAUUUUGACCCCCUAAGCACUGAAAAAAAUGGAACAUGAGACGAUUUCCCCUGACAGCUUCACCGGGAUCGAAUGACAGAUCUUGGUAUGUCAUAUCUGGUCCUCACAUUUCGGAAGCCCCGGUUUUUUAGUGGAUAAAUGCAGCCCUGAUACUGACUUUCAAUAAAAAUAUGUUUAAUUGCAGUGUAUCAACCACAAAGGUAAAUAUCACAAACGAAUAAGUAUGUAAACGACACAUAGCCAAGGCUGAUCGUAGGCCUAUUUGUCGAUCUUUCUAUGUUCAAUUAUCAGUAUAGUAGCGAAUUGUCUAAGCACAGAGAGGCUUGGUAACAGUCACUGUACAGCACACUGUGAAGUUCAAAUUUAAUCACUGGAAAUGCCGUUGUUAUGGUGGUUAUUUAGAGUCUACACCCUUUUGUUGCUUUUUUUUUUGGUUCUUUUUGUUUUUCCUUUUUUUCUUCUUCUUUCUUUUGGUUCAUAAACACACGUGGGCGAUGCCCAACUUCAAAUGUCAUCAUUGACCCACAUGUCCUGAGCAUUAUGAGCAGUUAUUCAUUUGGGUAAAAACUGCAAUGGAGGAAGCAUAUUGCGUGUUUCCUUGGCAUGUGUACUGCCAGUCAUGACUGCCACGAGCCUGUCAGCUAAACUGAAGUGUUCGGAUUGAAUUAAAAGAGCCUGUCAAUGUUUAAAUAGCGUAUCCCACCAAAGUCUCGAUGCGCUUCACAAGAAACAACAAAACCAAUUAAUGGAAAAGGUACGUUUUAAGCCUAUGUAGGCUAAGCUUGACCUUCAAGGGUUUCGCUUGGCAUCCGGUUAUCCCAUCUAGGCAAUGCUAACAUCUGUUUCCGGAAGUAUACGAUAUUAUUUAAAAUAUGGAGAAUAGAGACGAUCCCAGAGAUGAUAUCACAGGUUUGUCAAAAAUGUUAACCGGUAUAGCUGAAUAAAUCAAACAGGUUUCCCGCGCAUUCUUUUCUCAA